AUGUCGAAUUUUUUCCAGAGGACUCAGAUACAGACUGCUAGGCCCACCAUCCCGACAAACACGUCUUCCAAACAGCCUGUCUCACAGACUCCUCUAGCCGUCUACCCAACUAAUCAGCCAAUCAUGAAGCCCAUGGCACCCAUGCCUUUCCCUUCCCUGCGGGCUGCACAGCUUAAAAACCUUGGGGCCCGGCGACCACCACCCAGGAAGAUCAUCAUGGGCCUGUCUUUGCACGACGAUGUUCAGCUGAAGAAAUCAGAGAAUGCCUGGAAACCAGGCAUGAAGAGGGAAAGCCUCCCAGCGGAACCAGAGUCCAACAAAACACAGGACCUGUUCAAGAAGGUCCGCAGCAUCUUGAACAAGCUGACGCCGGAGAAGUUCAGCCAGCUGGUGAAGCAGGUCUGGGACCUGACCAUCGACACUGAGGAGCGGCUCAAAGGAGUCAUCGACCUGGUGUUUGAAAAGGCCAUCGACGAGCCCAGCUUCUCGGUGGCCUACGGGAAAAUGUGCCGCUGCCUCGCCACGCUCAAAGUGCCCAUCACUGACGCUCCCAACAACACAGUGAACUUUCAAAAGCUGCUGCUAAGCCGCUGCCAGAAAGAAUUUGAGAAAGACAAGGUGGAUGAUGUGGUGUUUGAGAGGAAGCAGAAGGAGCUGGACUCUGCUGCAUCGGUAAGUACGGAGCGUGACCGACUUCAGGUAGAGCUGCAGGAGGCCAAGGACAUUGCCCGGCGGCGAUCCAUCAGCAACAUAAAGUUCAUUGGUGAACUGUUCAAGCUAAAGAUGCUAACAGAGGCCAUCAUGCAUGACUGCGUGGUGAAGCUGCUGGGGAACCACGACGAAGCUUCCCUGGAGUGUCUCUGCAGGCUGCUCACCACCAUCGGCAAGGACUUUGAUUUAGUGGAGGCCAAGCCUCGGAUGGAUCACUAUUUUAAGCAGAUGGAAAAAAUCAUCAGAGAGGGGAAGACGUCUUCACGCACAAGGUUCAUGUUGCAGGAUACCAUAGACCUAAGAUUGCACAAAUGGGUGUCAAGAAGAGCCAACCAGGGUCCAAAGACAAUUGAUCAGAUCCACAAGGAGGCAAAGCUUGAAGAGGAAGAGGAGCAGAGAAAAGUGCAGCAGCAACUGUACUUCAAGGACACCAGGAGACGGCCAGAUCCAAGGGAGCAGAGGGAGCAGAGAGAGCAGAGACAGCAGAGAGAGCAGAGACAGCAGAGAGAGCAGAGAGAGCAGAGACAGCAGAGGGAUCAGAGGGAUCAGAGAGAGCAGAGAGAGCAGAGGGAGCAGAGGGAUCAGAGGGAGCAGAGGGAGCAGAGAGAUCCGCAAGUACAGGGAGAGGAGACCUGGAAAACUGUGCCCAUGAGGAAGAAUGGCAGGACCAUCGACCCCAACAAGAUCCCAAAGAUCUCCAAGAUGGACGAGAAGAUCCAGCUGGGCCCUCACGGAAGUCGUAGCCGUACAGAAAAAAAGUGCAGCAACAAGCCGCUGAUCUCUGCACCGAAAGUCACUGAGGUCGAAUCUGAGCCAGAGCGCAGCAGAGUCCGAGAGCCUGUGAAACCUGAGCCUGUUCAGACGAGAGAGAAACCUGCUCGGUCUGAGGAGGAGAUCGAGAGGAAGUGCAAGUCCAUCAUCGACGAGUUCCUGCACCUUAAAGAUUUCAAGGAGGCUGUCCAGUGUGUGGUGGAGCUUGAUCUGGGCUCUCAGUCGCACAUCUUCAUACGCGUGGGGGUGGAGUCGACUCUGGAGCGCAGUCAGAUCACACGGGACCACUUGGGCCAGCUCUUCUUCCAGCUGGCGCAGAAGGGAAUCCUGCCCAAACCCCAGUUCUACAAAGGGUUUGCAGACACGCUGGAGCAAGCGGACGACAUGGCCAUCGACGUUCCCCACAUCUGGCUGUACCUGGCUGAGCUGCUCAGCCCUGUGCUGAAGGAGGGGGGCUUCUCUAUGAGAGAGCUCUUUAGUGAAUUAAGCAAACAUUUGCUUCCUGUGGGAAGAGCUGGGAUCUUGAUCUCUGAAAUACUGCUCAUACUAUGCAAACAAAUGGGCCAUCGUACUGUGGCUUCUCUGUGGGAAGAAUCAGGCCUCAACUGGACUGACCUUCUGCCGGAGAAAGAGGAUGUCCAGGCUUUCAUCUCACAACAGGUCAGUGAUGAAGAGGAUGCGCCAAACCGGCAGGCCAACCCACCUGAAGCGGCCAACUCAAGUGAGCGUCCCUCAGCCAAGGAACCAGCUUCUUCUCACUUGUCCUCAGUCGAGGAGCUGAAACCCUCUUUGGUGCCACCUCAGACUCUGAACACAGACAAGCCUCUCUUAGACGCCCCUGGAACUCUGGCUGCCUUGUCUGGAGCAGCCCCCACGGCUUUGAACAGCCUUGCAGACCGUACAGGCAGGAAGCGCAGGAAGAACAGAAAGCGCAGCGCAAAGCCGCUCAGCUCUGCACCGUCUCAGCCUGAUCUGUACACCAGGGGAAGCAGCUCAAAGGAGCCAACCCCGGAGGAGCCGCCAAGAGACAGCGAGCCAGAGGGAGCUGUGCCUAGGAGACCGAAUGUCUCAGAGCACAAACCUGAGCCAGAGGGCAGCAGUGUCUCUAGUCCUGUUUACAGAGAGGCCGCCUCUGAAACUUUGCCUUCUGACACCACUCCUCAACAGGACCAAGACUUCGAAGCCAAGUGUCUGAAGGAGAACCUGACUGAAUCUCACCUGAGCUUGUUUCCCUACCUGAGGGCGUUGAUGACGGCUGUGUGUAAGGCAGCAGUGAAAAGUAAGCUCUCCACCAGCCGGAUGCACACGGCCCUCAUUCAAAAGAGAUUACCUGUAUUGCUCCAGUACCGGAACUCAGAGAGUGAGCGACAUCUGCAUGCUCUUCAGGAACUUCAGUCGCUGAUCGUCGCCCUCGAUCAUCCUCCAAACCUCCUCAAGAUAUUCUUCGAGUGUAUGUACGACGAGGACGCAUUCUGCAAGUCGGGGACCAGAAAAGACCCGGCCAAUCAGCUGGAUAAGGGCGUGGCCCUGAAGACCGUCACAGCCUUCUUCACAUGGCUGCAGGAGGCGGAGUCGGAAGACAAUUGACGAGUUUGGAUUCCAAACUUUUGCAA
Pleuronectes platessa (European plaice) is the source of this 3095-nucleotide messenger RNA. Its product is annotated as eukaryotic translation initiation factor 4 gamma 3-like. Gene Ontology annotation, cellular component: eukaryotic translation initiation factor 4F complex. NCBI's taxonomy places the organism in Eukaryota, Metazoa, Chordata, Actinopteri, Pleuronectiformes, Pleuronectidae. The record is from RefSeq and is a predicted model, not a curated record. Gene Ontology annotation, molecular function: protein binding; mRNA binding; translation initiation factor activity. The transcript is spliced from 21 exons. Bases 1 to 3069 code for a protein of 1022 amino acids.